UUUAAGAGAGGAGAAGAAGAACCGAAGGCGGCGAAAGGAGAAGUUUUACAGACAUCGAGAGAAGAGAAGGUUUCCCUGUUUUUCUCUUUUGAAGUUUCUAUUCUUCUUCUUCUCCUCUUGUUUCGGUUUCGAAAUCUCUGUCGGAAUCGGAGCUGUUUUUGUGACGGAAAUGGCUUUCGUUUCGUUUGUCGGAAGAGUUCUCUUCGUCUCCGUCUUCGUUCUCUCUGCUUGGCAAGAAUUCAAUGAUUUUGGUACCGAUGGAGGAGCGGCGGCCAAGUAUCUGAAUCCAAAAUUCAACGUUUUCUCUCGCAAUUUUGAAUCUCAUACUGGGUUGGAUUUCCCCAAAGUUGAGAUCCUACAUGUUGUGGCUGGUGCCAUUGCGCUGAAGGGCCUUGGAAGCCUGCUGUUCAUCUUCAACAGCUCCAUUGGAGCCUUUCUUCUGAUCUUGCAUCAGGCCAUAACUGCACCGAUCUUGUACGAUUUCUACAACUACGACGUUGAGAAGAAGGAAUUCAACCAACUUUUUGUGAAAUUCACUCAGAAUCUGGCAUUGUUGGGAGCGUUGCUGUUCUUCAUCGGUAUGAAGAAUUCGUACCCGAGGAAGCAAGUUGUGAGGAAGAAUCAGAAGUCGAAAACAUCAUAGAUUAUGAAGGAGGAGGGUUAUGUUUAUCUUUUCUGUAGGACUCUUUUUGGAACUCUGAACACUCAUAUGAUCAUUUCAUUUUGUUGCUUUGGUUACUCUUCUAUGUUCUUGAGGUUGGAGGUUAUGUGAUUGUAAUGAAAGUUCUUUCACAUAAUUUUGAAGCUUCAAUGUGUUUUGUUGUGUGAUUGUAAUGAAUGGGAUGGAAAUGGGAAGACUUUUCUUUAAAGGGCAGGAAUAGGGGAGACAUCGAAAGCCAAGUUAUAUACGUUCGGUAACCUUACUUUUUAAAA
Cucurbita pepo subsp. pepo (vegetable marrow) is the source of this 933-nucleotide messenger RNA. RefSeq lists its product as uncharacterized. The record is from RefSeq and is a predicted model, not a curated record. Lineage: Eukaryota; Viridiplantae; Streptophyta; Magnoliopsida; Cucurbitales; Cucurbitaceae.